Melospiza melodia melodia is the source of this 1375-nucleotide messenger RNA. RefSeq names its product protein FAM169B-like. NCBI's taxonomy places the organism in Eukaryota, Metazoa, Chordata, Aves, Passeriformes, Passerellidae. The record is from RefSeq and is a predicted model, not a curated record. The transcript has 10 exons. The coding region runs from base 50 to 1231 and encodes 393 amino acids.
GGAGGAAGAGCCGCCGCGGAAAUUGUGGAUUACCUUAAGUUUUUGAGAAAUGAAAAACAUGUGUUUUAUGGACCUGGUAAUAAAAGGUUUGGAAGGCCUUCAGAGCUUAUGGAAGAGUGUGAAAAUUGAAGGUCGACUUUACUUGGUUGAUACAAUAACAGGAGAUCCAGGGGUUCUGCAAGCAGAUGCUGAAACAUACUAUGAAAAACUCUUGAAGAAGUCACUGUCCACUCCUGAUGUUUUUUCCAUCCCUGGAAGAGGAGAGGUUAAACUUGAAGAUUCCUGUGUGUCUUUUGUCCCUCUCUACCGAAAUAAUCCUACUUGCAAACUGUUGCUGUUAACUGAUCCAAAGGAUAAAAAGACAGUUUUGGCGGUUUAUUUGAGCCAGCGCUGGUGGCCUGUGGAAGAUGUUGUGAAGACAGCUGAUCCUGCUCGAGAUGGGCUUAUUUUGGUCCAGACAUUUGGAGAAAGGAUUGUCCUCUUUGUUCUGAACUGCAUUAUUUUUGGAAUGCUGGAAGGGAGUUCAGCUAAUGAUGCAUUCUUUCUACCUCACUCUGCCACGGAGCGUGCCAAGAUACUCUGGAGGAACGGCGAGGCUGCUGCCUUUUACUCGGUCAAGAUGAAAGGGAGCCUGUGUGGUGGUACAACCAGUCAGUGUUACCUGCUGCCAGUUUUGGAUACUAUAUUUGUCCAGAGAAAGUACAGAAGAGGUGGCCUAGGGAUGAAAAUGUUGCAUGAUUUCUGUCAGUCUUUCCUGGCUGAGGAUGCCUUGGGGAUCAGCUGCCCUAUUUCUGCUGCCAUGUAUCAAGUAUGCCAGAAAUUCCUGCAGGCUCAUCCUGAGGAGCAGAAGCGACUGUGGGAAGUGGAAGCACCAGGAGAUUGGAGCCAGCGACUGAAUAUCUGGUUAAAAAUUCAGAUGGAGUCAUCCCCUUCAGGAAAAGCUGAAGUGGGCUCUUGUAUGGAGAAGAUUCCAACUACUAAACCCAGACAAUUAGACCAGAUGAAUAAGGGUGUUGACUGCUUUCUUGGCGUUGGGCAAGUGGCAGGAGAUGCCAUGGAGAAAGAAGAUGACAAAACAGCAGCAGGGACUCUCAACUCACAAGGCCCUGAAGAGGAGAACUUGGAACAAAGUGCAGGUGAUGCUCAGCAACGUAAAGGACUCAGGAAAAGAGAAGGUCCUGGGGACUUAGAUGGAGAAAAGGCCACCAAACAAUUUAAAAUGACACCAUAAUUGCAAAUUCAGAAACCAGCAAAAUUCAGUAUGAUCUUAAAAGUUGUAAUUGAUUGUUCUUAAUUUGUAACAAUGGAGAAAUUUCUCCAGGUAUGAUGAUAUUUUUUUGCAGUACGUGUUCUUAAUUUUAUGUUGUGUUUUAAA